AUGAACGAGAUAAUUUUCGGGGAUCCGGGCCCGGGCCGCGGGAUCCGUGAGAUUUUGGUCUCGGAAAGAAUUCAGAAAGAUGAGCAACAGGUCCAGGAAGGCUUCUGAUCCGGAAAACCCGGAAAAAUCCCAAGAAAAAGACCCGAAACCAUGAACGAGAGAUUUUUCGGGGAUCCGGGCCCGGGCCGCGGGAUCCGUGAGAUUUUGGUCUCGGAAAGAAUUCAGAAAGAUGAGCAACAGGUCCAGGAAGGCUUCUGAUCCGGAAAAACCCGGAAAAAAAUCCCAAGAAAAAAAGACCCGAAACCAUGAACGAGAGAUUUUUUUCGGGGAUCCGGGCCCGGGCCGCGGGAUCCGUGAGAUUUUGGUCUCGGAAAGAAUUCAGAAAGAUGAGCAACAGGUCCAGGAAGGCUUCUGAUCCGGAAAACCCGGAAAAAAAUCCCAAGAAAAAAAGACCCGAAACCAUGAACGAGAUUUUUUUCGGGGAUCCGGGCCCGGGCCGCGGGAUCCGUGAGAUUUUUGGUCUCGGAAAGAAUUCAGAAAGAUGAGCAACAGGUCCAGGAAGGCUUCUGAUCCGGAAAAACCCGGAAAAAAAUCCCAAGAAAAAGACCCGAAACCAUGAACGAGAUUUUUUUCGGGGAUCCGGGCCCGGGCCGCGGGAUCCGUGAGAUUUUGGUCUCGGAAAGAAUUCAGAAAGAUGAGCAACAGGUCCAGGAAGGCUUCUGAUCCGGAAAACCCGGAAAAAAAUCCCAAGAAAAAAAGACCCGAAACCAUGAACGAGAUUUUUUUCGGGGAUCCGGGCCCGGGCCGCGGGAUCCGUGAGAUUUUGGUCUCGGAAAGAAUUCAGAAAGAUGAGCAACAGGUCCAGGAAGGCUUCUGAUCCGGAAAACCCGGAAAAAUCCCAAGAAAAAGACCCGAAACCAUGAACGAGAGAUUUUUCGGGGAUCCGGGCCCGGGCCGCGGGAUCCGUGA
This is a messenger RNA of Caenorhabditis auriculariae, 969 nucleotides long. Lineage: Eukaryota; Metazoa; Nematoda; Chromadorea; Rhabditida; Rhabditidae. The record is from the annotation of a GenBank genome assembly.